AUGGUCCGAUUCCAUCACCAGCCCUUUACAUACAAGCAUGAAUGGCAGACUGUUACCGCCGCUAUAUGGCAAAAGUACCCAAAUCCAUUCGCUAGGCAUGUCUUGACUGCAGAUGUCAUUGAACGAACUACGGACCCAGUCACAGGCAAGUCUUAUGCAGAACAAGAAGGAGAGAGGAGGCUGUACAUGAACGCAGCAUCUAGAUUACGACUACGUAUUAUGCACACGACAAGGCUGUUUACAAAGGCUGGCAUGAUGCCCAAAUGGGGUCGAACGUUCUUCAAUGUCGCCGGCACAGCAUACAUAAUCGAACACUCAACGAUCGAUCCAAUAACUCGAGUAAUGACUACCCAAACACGAAACUUGAGUCACUCGAAACUAAUGCUGGUGCUUGAAACACAACGAAUACGACCGCAUCACGAAAACCCUGACUGGACUGUUGCUGAUACCGAAGCCAAAAUCAUCUCAAAUACUGCAUUUGCUCCAUUAAGAGGUCGAGUUGAAGAGUUUGGAGUGUCCAAGUUUCGGGAGAAUUGCAUCAAGAGCUCGAAUGGUCUCUUACGGGUCAUACAGAGGCUCAUCGGCAAGGCCGAUCCUCAUGAAUUCGCUUGGGAGCCACUGUAA
Messenger RNA from Synchytrium microbalum, 624 nucleotides. RefSeq lists its product as uncharacterized. Gene Ontology annotation, biological process: phospholipid transport. Gene Ontology annotation, cellular component: mitochondrial intermembrane space. NCBI's taxonomy places the organism in Eukaryota, Fungi, Chytridiomycota, Chytridiomycetes, Synchytriales, Synchytriaceae. The record is from RefSeq and is a predicted model, not a curated record. Bases 1 to 624 code for a protein of 207 amino acids. The transcript has 4 exons. Gene Ontology annotation, molecular function: phosphatidic acid transfer activity.